UUGAUUUGUUUUUUUAAGUCGAUUUUCUUGUAAUAGUGAAAUUAAAUUGUGCUUUAAUGUCAAUCAACUUGAGUCUGUGACAUACCAUCUCCCAUGGUUCCAAAUGCGAGAUGAUGUAUAGGAACAUAAAACCCGCCUAAGCUGGAGCUUGUAGCAUAUUUGUAUUGAAAUACAAAAAUUUGAAAGGCUCUUAAGCGCUAAAACUUAAACAAAUUUCAGUUUACAAUUUUCUCUAAACACUGCUACAAUUAUUUUCUGUUAUUAUCAUAAUUGUAAUGAUAAUAUCUUGUCAAUUUCAUCAUCGAGCCGAUCGCCGAAUGUGAGCCGCCUAGUUUACAUCGAUACUGUCUUGAAUCGCCAUUUUGAAGUGUGCCAUUCAUCGUUCUUGUUGCGUACAUUUGGAAGAGGAAAUUUGUUAAAAAUAUUCGUUUUAUAUAUCAAUAUAUCAAAUUCUACGAAUAUUAGUUUUCCAAUAUCAUAUUGUGGACCUUAACAGUUCUGCGUUGAACAAAUCCUGAGCCGACGGAUAAUGGCUCAACAAACCAAACCGGUAAAAUUUGUGGUGCAGGAUCCAACACCAGGCAAAACUCAAAUUUUUCAUGUUGUGAACACGACAACAGGUGCACGUACUGCUGGAGUUACAGCCAUGAAAUCAUUUGUCACAAAAGAUAUUAAACUUAGUGGUUUGUCAAACCAUAGAAAGGAAGCAAUAGGUUUAUCUUCCGACAGUUUUGUCGAUACAGCAAGCAAUGUUAGCUCCACGGCCGUUAUUGGUGGACAGAAUUUUACGAUGCCUUUGGUACGAAAGCUCUCUCCUGGACAAAAAAUAAUCCCUGUUGGUGGCAAACCCAAAUUGUUUCUUCCUACAUCACCGUCUAACAAAAAUGCAAAUGGCAAAGUAGUUCUUACCCCAAAAGUGUACAAGGUUAUCUCCACGUCUUCUUCAUCACAUUCUGUCAGUAGAAAUUUAACAUUUUCUCCUUCUGCAAAUAGUUCUUUACAAACCAACGCAACAGCCGGUCAUACAAAUAAUACAGUUUUUGCUAAAACAUUGAGUAUGGGUGCUUCCAAUCGAAUUCCCUCUUCUCCAGUAAUGACGAAAUCAUCAUCAUUGACCGUGGUCAGCAACCCAUUUAGCACCACGGUGCGAUAUAAUGGCGACAGUAAAACUGCAUCUAUUUUAAAUAAACCACUGAAUACAAUCAGCGAAAUAGUGUCGCUUGAAAAAGGAGUCACCAAAAUUGCAACAAUUUCUAAGAGUUAUAGUGAAAGUGGGAAUGAUUCUCCACCCUACCUUCAGCUGUCCAGUGCAUCCGCAGUAAAAUCCCUACAAUCGAAUCACAGUUAUAAAGACCACCAACAGCAACAGCACUCAUACAGUAAAAAAACAUCUACAAGUCAAAUCCAUACUCCUGCAUCUCGACGCCAGAAAGCGGAUAAAGCAGGACGAGGUUUGCGACAUUUUUCAAUGAAGGUAUGUGAAAAGGUCAAAGCAAAAGGAACCACCACCUAUAACGAGGUAGCCAAUGAAUUAGUCGCAGAGGAAACUCAAAAUCAUAAUCAAGGAGUUGAUCCCGGAACAUAUGACCAAAAAAAUAUCAGGCGACGUGUUUAUGACGCUCUAAACGUGUUGAUGGCUAUGAAAAUUAUUUCCAAGGAAAAAAAAGAAAUUCGUUGGCACGGUUUACCAACGAGUAACACUUUACAGGAAUGUGAGGAAUUAGAGAAAGAAAAUGAAAAAGCCCGUCGUCGGAUUGAAAUAAAACAACAACAACUUCUUGAUCUGGUUCAACAGCAUGUCGCUUUGAAAUCUCUAAUUGCACGCAACAAAGCAAAUGAAGAACGAGGGCUGAUACCUAAUCCCAAUUCUGCGGUGCAAUUGCCAUUUAUUAUCGUAAAUACUGAUAGAAAAUCUAACAUUAAUUGCAACAUUUCAAAUGAUAAAUCUGAAUAUUCCUUCAAAUUCGAAGAUUCCUUUGAGAUUCAUGAUGAUGUACAAAUCUUAAAGCGUAUUGGAUUAUCAUUAGCUUUAGAAAAAGGGCACUACUCGGAAACAGAUCUUAAAAAGAUAAAAUCCAUGGUUCCAAAAGCUGUCGAAAAAUAUAUUGAUGUUUAUGGUCUUGGGUUCGAGCAAGAUGAUGUCGAUGACUGGGAAAUGAGUUCUCUGUACAACGGUCCUGAUAAUGAUGACAGUUUAUCUACCCAGGAUAUGCUCGCCUUCAAUGAUACCACUAAUGACAUGCUGGAUGAUGAAAUGAAAUUCGAAGAUGAUGAAGAUGAUUAGCUUACAAAUUAUGAAGACAAACAGAAAAGUCCUGACACUCUUCUGCUUAACUUGCCGUUAUACUUUUCGAUAUGUUUGACUUUUUUAUUAUUUCAUGUUUUGUUGUGGGAGAUACGUAUUACCAAACAACAUUUUCUGAAUUAAGACCAUUUGUUUGUCAACGUAAAAUUUUAUUAUGUUAAAAUUUUGCUUAUCGUAUAAAAAUCUUCAUUUUUCUUUGUGCUUACAUUCAUACAUAUAAUAUUGUAUUGUUAGUGAUACCCAUACGAAAUAUAUGGUUUCAGUUGUUGUCUCUUCUGCAUACGAUUUUCAGGUGUUGCCGGAAGGCAUAUUUAUAGCAAACGUUAACUUAGGCUUUUUUGCGAAAUCUAUCUGACAAUUUAGGAACCUUGAGUCACAGAGAAAUGAGAAUUUGAAGGUAUGGCAGUUUAUUUAUUAGUGCACCAGAGAGUACAGAAAAGAAAAAAAGUUCUUUUAUAGUCUUUUGAAAUUGCCCUUCUAAUUAAACUAUUCCAGCUAGGUUUGGUUAUGUGACAUCCUCGAUUUGCGUUUUUAUUUCUCUUUUAGCUAUUUCUCUAUUACACGAGAUGUUAAAGCGUCAGGAAGGAAUUAUGUUAUGGUGAAUCACCUGUCGUCUAUUAUACAAACAAGUCAAAUAAAUAAAAGAUCCGUCAAAAAGUUCA
This is a messenger RNA of Anopheles arabiensis, 2967 nucleotides long. It is a transcript of the gene Dp, whose product is annotated as transcription factor Dp-1. Gene Ontology annotation, molecular function: DNA-binding transcription factor activity, RNA polymerase II-specific; RNA polymerase II transcription regulatory region sequence-specific DNA binding. NCBI's taxonomy places the organism in Eukaryota, Metazoa, Arthropoda, Insecta, Diptera, Culicidae. Gene Ontology annotation, biological process: regulation of transcription by RNA polymerase II; regulation of cell cycle. Bases 530 to 2284 code for a protein of 584 amino acids. The transcript has 8 exons. Gene Ontology annotation, cellular component: nucleus; transcription regulator complex. The record is from RefSeq and is a predicted model, not a curated record.